Asparagus officinalis (garden asparagus) is the source of this 1204-nucleotide messenger RNA. RefSeq names its product glyceraldehyde-3-phosphate dehydrogenase 2, cytosolic-like. The transcript has 12 exons. Lineage: Eukaryota; Viridiplantae; Streptophyta; Magnoliopsida; Asparagales; Asparagaceae. The coding region runs from base 123 to 1148 and encodes 341 amino acids. Gene Ontology annotation, biological process: glucose metabolic process. Gene Ontology annotation, molecular function: oxidoreductase activity, acting on the aldehyde or oxo group of donors, NAD or NADP as acceptor; NAD binding; NADP binding. The record is from RefSeq and is a predicted model, not a curated record.
UAUGUCGUCACGGAUCUCUCGCUUAUAUACUAGAGAACCUCUAAACCCUUCACUUUUCUAGCUUGUUCUCAGUCUCUCUCGAUCAACUUUCUUCACUUCUCUCCUCUAAUCGUUAUAUCUCCAUGGCUUCUUCUGGCAAGAAGAUCAAGAUCGGAAUCAACGGGUUUGGAAGGAUCGGGCGUUUGGUUGCGAGAGUCGCUCUCCAGCGAAACGAUGUGGAGCUGGUUGCUGUGAACGAUCCGUUCAUUUCUAUUGAUUACAUGACCUACAUGUUUAAGUAUGAUAGUGUCCAUGGUGCGUGGAAGCAUCACGAACUGAAGGUGAAGGAUUCUAAGACCCUUCUCUUUGGUGAGAAAGAGGUAUCUGUUUUUGGCUGCAGGAACCCUGAGGAGAUCCCUUGGGCUGAGACUGGAGCCGAGUACAUUGUCGAGUCCACUGGUGUCUUUACCGACAAGGAUAAGGCUGCAGCUCACCUUAAGGGUGGUGCCAAGAAAGUUAUCAUCUCUGCACCAAGCAAGGAUGCCCCAAUGUUCGUUGUUGGUGUAAAUGAGAAGUCAUACAAGCCUGACAUUGAUAUUGUUUCUAAUGCUAGCUGCACCACGAACUGCUUGGCUCCCCUUGCUAAGGUUAUCAAUGACAGAUUUGGCAUCCUUGAGGGACUGAUGACCACUGUUCAUUCAAUCACUGCCACUCAGAAAACUGUUGAUGGUCCCUCUGCCAAGGACUGGAGGGGUGGAAGAGCUGCCAGCUUCAACAUCAUUCCUAGCAGCACUGGAGCUGCUAAGGCUGUCGGCAAGGUGCUCCCUGCUUUGAAUGGAAAGCUGACUGGUAUGGCUUUCCGUGUACCCACUGUGGACGUGUCAGUUGUUGAUCUCACUGUCAGGUUAGAGAAGGCUGCCACCUAUGAUCAGAUCAAGGCUGCUAUCAAGGAAGAGUCGGAAACCAAUCUCAAGGGAAUCUUAGGUUACGUUGAAGAAGACUUGGUGUCUACAGACUUUAUCGGCGACAGCAGGUCAAGCAUCUUUGAUGCCAAGGCUGGAAUUGCCUUGAACGAUAACUUUGUGAAGCUUGUCGCUUGGUAUGAUAACGAGUGGGGAUACAGCACAAGGGUUGUUGAUUUAAUCACCUACAUGGCCAGCGUUCAGUAACGCGGCCCUUUUCCUUACCUCGGCAACCGUAAUGAGUGUGUUUGAAGUUUUGAGAA